UUAUCUCAUCAUCAACAAAAAAACUUGAUUUUGAAAGUUCAAAAGUUCUACGGUUCGGUUAUUUGCCCCUAAAACUUCAAGUAAAAAGAAUAAAUAGCUCCAAAACAUGAAAUGAAUGCCUAAUCUUGGCACGCUUUCUUCAAAAUAUGGCCUCGAUAUCUCGUAAAUGUGCUAACAAAGUAUUGCAAAGUUUGAAAUGUCACGAAUACGUAUCGCGUUCAUCAUUUCACCUCUACCCGAAAUUCACCCAUCGAUAUACGACGGAAGAAUUAUACAAAGGAACAGGAAACACGGUAUAUGAAGAUUUCGAACCGGGCGUUGGUCGCGAUGACGGAUUCAAAGUACCAUCCAAAAAAGAAUGGAAGCAAACUAUGAAAAAUUUGAGUACCGAAUUCGAUAGAUGGGUUGCGGAGAGAAAAGAACACUUGAUGUACGAUCCAGUUCUGGACGUUCACCAUGGUCAAGUUUAUAGAGUAUUUUCAUUCGGUAGAACGGAAGAUCCUGCGAAAUGGACUACAUUAACCGACGCCGAUGAAGGAUACGGUUACAGUACCUGCGAAUUCACCACGAGCGCGAACGGGUGCGCUGUUUUUAGGGGAGAUUUAUCUACCCAGAUUGUACCCGAUGGGAUGACUUUUCGAAGUGGCUUCGCAGCCAUACGUGCUCCUAAACCUACGAAAUCAUUUCAAAGAAAGUCUUACUACGAGUGGGGUCCGCACACACAUUUGGUAUUACGAGUCCGAGGCGAUGGAAGAACGUAUACGUUGUUGUUGGGUGCUUCUGGACAGUUGGAUACAUCUUGGUAUAAUGCUCAUGCCUAUCCUUUAUACACCAGAGGUGGUCCUUAUUGGCAAAUUUCAAAAAUACCAUUUACCAAAUUCUUCCUGACCCACAAAGGAUAUAUACAAGAUAAACAGUGGGAGCCGCAAACUGCCGCUAUAUCAUCGUUUGGAAUAUCUCUUAUGGACGAUGUAGAUGGGCCUUUCCACUUAGAAAUUGAUUACAUCGGACUGGAAACUGAUAUAUUACACGAAGAAAUACACGCUUAUGAAAUGUAUAAACACGAAAACGCUUUAGGAGAUUGUUAAACUUUAUUUUUUAAAUAAACUAGAAUCGUUUA
Planococcus citri (citrus mealybug) is the source of this 1120-nucleotide messenger RNA. RefSeq names its product complex I intermediate-associated protein 30 (gene CIA30). Gene Ontology annotation, biological process: mitochondrial electron transport, NADH to ubiquinone; mitochondrial respiratory chain complex I assembly. The transcript has 4 exons. The record is from RefSeq and is a predicted model, not a curated record. Bases 147 to 1088 code for a protein of 313 amino acids. Gene Ontology annotation, cellular component: mitochondrion. Lineage: Eukaryota; Metazoa; Arthropoda; Insecta; Hemiptera; Pseudococcidae.